Messenger RNA from Girardinichthys multiradiatus, 1412 nucleotides. RefSeq names its product zinc finger, matrin-type 2 (gene zmat2). Gene Ontology annotation, cellular component: U4/U6 x U5 tri-snRNP complex; spliceosomal complex. The record is from RefSeq and is a predicted model, not a curated record. Gene Ontology annotation, molecular function: zinc ion binding; nucleic acid binding. Gene Ontology annotation, biological process: mRNA splicing, via spliceosome. Lineage: Eukaryota; Metazoa; Chordata; Actinopteri; Cyprinodontiformes; Goodeidae. The transcript has 6 exons. Bases 133 to 876 code for a protein of 247 amino acids.
CCUGCUGGGAAAUGAAGUCAGCAUCUCCAUAAAGCUUGUAAGCAGAGAUAAGUGUGACGUGAUCUAAAAUGUCCUGGUAGAUAACUGCUUUGACUUUAGGCUUGAUAAAACCCAGUGGACCAACACCAGCAGAUGACAUGGCUCCAUAAAUCAUCCACUGUGGAAACUUCACUGGACCUGCAGCAGCUUGGAUUCUCCUUCUUUGGACUCGUGGAGUUUGACUUUGAAAUGUGGAAAGAGAACUUUCAACCACUGAGGAACAAACAGUUUUUCCUCUCCUUAGCCCAGUCAAGUAAGAACGACUUCCGUCGGAAAUGGGACAAAGACGAAUACGAAUCCCUUGCUCAGCAACGGCUGGCGGAGGAGAGGGAGCUCGAGAAGAGAGAUGGAAAAAUGGUUCCGCCGGUCAAGCGGGAACUCCUGCGUCACCGAGACUACAAAGUGGACCUGGAGUCCAAACUGGGGAAGACCAUUGUCAUUACGAAGACGACUCCUCAGGCGGAGAUGGGCGGGUAUUACUGUAACGUGUGUGACUGUGUGGUGAAGGACUCCAUCAACUUCUUGGAUCACAUUAAUGGAAAGAAACAUCAGAGGAAUUUGGGCAUGUCCAUGCGGGUGGAACGAUCAUCUCUGGAUCAAGUGAAGAAACGCUUUGAGGUGAACAAGAAGAAGCUGGAGGAGAAGCAGAAGGAGUAUGACUUCGAGGAGCGCAUGAAGGAGCUGCGGGAGGAGGAGGAGAAAGCGAAGGCCUACAAGAAGGAGAAGCAGAAGGAGCGGAAGAGGCGAGCCGAGGAGGACGUGGACUUUGAGGAGGACGAUGAGAUGGCAGCUGUGAUGGGGUUCUCUGGUUUUGGAUCGUCCAAGAAGAGUCACUGAUGCUCACCUACAAACAGGAAACCUGUUUACAGAGAUUUGCAGACCAGGAUGAGACUGAUGACACAGAGCAGAGGAUGGAAGCAUCUUCCUGGUCCAGACUUAAUCCCAGAUAGUCUCUUAUUUUGGUAGUUUAAUCCAUGUCUCUGUCACAGGAUGAAGAGUCUCUAGGUAUGUUUAAAGUAAAGCUGUAGGUUUCAGGUGAGACAAAAGGCAGCUCUGAACAGGUGAUUGGUCAGCUGUGGAGCUGAAGUAAGAGAACACGACACCAAGAUCUGCAGAAGUUUCCUUCAAGACAAGAGUUUGACUGUGACAUGCCUGAGGUCAUCUGGUUACCAACCUGUAAAAGUUUUUAGUUUGUUUGUUGGGAUGCGGUGGUAGACUCCCACCUAACCAAAAUACAUAAACAUCAGUAGUUUAAGGUUUCUGUUUUUAAAAAGUGAAAAUUAAAGAAUCUUCUGAAGGUUAGAGCUGAGGAACCAGAACGCUGCUGCUGGUUUCGUCUCAAAUUCACAUUUUAAUAAAAUUUGGUUUCUGAA